CACCCCGCCUCGUCGCACUCAGCCUCACGACGUCUCCUGCGCUUCCUCUCCCACCCCCACCAUUAACGCCCUGAUCAGGGAGGGGAAGGGAGAAAGGCGCGAGCUUUCUGCAGUUCCUUGGAAUCUCGCUAUGCUAAAGAGGUCCCAUAGAGGGUUCCGGCUCGGUCGGAAGCUGCUCGGCCUCUGGAGGUGGGCGCUCUGCAGCCGGCGCCGGCGCCGGGAAGGCUACAUCGGCCUGCAGACUUGCCCUGGUGGCGACUGCGGGGAGCGCGCGGCCAAGAAGCUCGCGCCGGUGCUGCGGUGGGGCCGGGCUCUGGCGCGGCGACUGAGCCUCGGGUCGAGGGUCGGGGGCAACCGGAUACUGGACGGCGGCGAGGCGGUGACGACCCCCAAGGGGCAGGUGGCGGUGUACGUGGGCGGCGCUUCGCCAGGGGAAUCGAUGAGGUAUGUCGUGCCGGUGGUGUACUUCAACCACCCCAUGUUCGGGGAGCUGCUCAAGGAAGCGGAGGAGGAGUUCGGGUUCCAGCACCCCGGCGGCAUCACCAUCCCCUGCCCCGCUGCGCGGUUCGAGCGCGCCGCCGCCGUGGCGGCCGCCGGGAAGAAGGGGUUCGGCAGGUGUUAGCAUCGAUCAGUCGUUAGGCCGGUGGUGGAGGCGGGUGGUGUACAUGUGUGUAUCCAUCAGAAGGGGCUGGCUAGCUAGUUUUUGCUCUUUCGAUUCUUGGUUGUGUUUAACUGAUGCAUGCGGUUCUUUGUUUCUCGAUGCUGGAGUAUAAUAGAAGCUAUUCUUGUUCCGAGUACGCGAGUUCAUCUUCAAAUCAAUGGAGUUUCUUCGGUA
Molecule: messenger RNA, 835 nt
Organism: Phragmites australis (common reed)
Lineage: Eukaryota; Viridiplantae; Streptophyta; Magnoliopsida; Poales; Poaceae
Product: auxin-responsive protein SAUR27-like
Exons: 1
Coding region: 131-622 (163 amino acids)
Biological process (GO): response to auxin
Source: RefSeq, a predicted model, not a curated record